AUGAGUGCAAUUUAUAAAUUAUCUAUUCAAGGUAUCAGAUCAUUCGAUUCAAACGAUAGAGAAACUAUUGAGUUUGGUAAGCCUUUGACUCUAAUUGUAGGGAGCAACGGUUCAGGUAAGACUACAAUUAUAGAAUGUUUGAAAUAUGCUACUACCGGGGACUUACCUCCAAAUUCCAAAGGUGGUGCUUUUGUACAUGAUCCAAAAAUUACUGGUGAAAAAGAUAUAAGAGCCCAAGUUAAAUUGGCUUUUACUAGCGCCAAUGGACUGAAUAUGAUUGUUACUAGAAAUAUCCAAUUAUUAGUGAAAAAAACUACAACUACUUUCAAAACACUAGAAGGUCAACUAGUGGCAAUAAAUAAAGAAGGUGACAGAAGUACAUUGAGUACAAGAGCGUUGGAGUUGGAUACCCAAGUCCCAUUGUAUAUGGGGGUACCAAAGGCUAUUCUAGAAUAUGUGAUAUUUUGCCAUCAAGAAGAUAGUCUUUGGCCAUUAAGUGAACCUUCAAAUUUAAAGAAAAAGUUCGAUGAAAUCUUCCAAGCAAUGAAAUUUACAAAAGCAUUAGAUAAUUUGAAAUCGAUCAAAAAAGACAUGUCAGUAGAUAUCAAAUUACUGAAGCAAAAUGUAGAACAUUUGAAAGUGGAUAGAGAUAGAUCAAAAGUGACAAAAUUAAAUAUAAACAAAUUAUCAAGUAAAUACAAAGAAUACCAAGACCAGAUAAAGUCAAUUGAAUUACAAUUACGCGAACUAACUGAACAGUCAGAUAUAUUAUUUACCUCAAAUCAAGAUUUUCAAAAAACCUUAUCACAUAUAGAAAAUCUAAAAGGAACGAAAUCUUCAACCUCAGAUUUAAUUAAUAGAUUGGAGAAUUCAAUAGAAGUAAUGGAUUUACCUGAAAGUGAAUUGAAAGAAAUUCUGGAAAAUUUUUCUGAAAAUUUAAAGAACAAAGAAAUUGAAGUUGCAAAUUUACGAAAAGAAUUGGAAAAUGAUAAAAUUAAUAUAGAAAAUGCUCAAAGGACUGCCGAUCAACUGCUAAGCAAAAAAGGUGCAUUGGAUUCUGAUAAAAAAAGUUAUGAAAGGUCUAUUGAAUCUCUAAAGGAAAUCGAGACACAGGCUAUUAAUAACUAUCAUAUAAAGCCCAUCGAUCCUACUAACAUUGGUAGAUUUAUAUCUGACUUAGUGUCUGUGCAAACACAAGAAAAUACAGCUUAUCAAGAAUAUAAAAAUAAGUACAAUGAAAAAAUCACAGAGCUAAAUAAAGAUAAAGCUUCGAUUACAGAACUUCUAGCUGUGCAACGCCAAAAAUUAGAGUAUAAUUUGAUGGAUAAAGAUAAAAUCAAAAAAGUAGUUGAGACUUUGGAACUUGACCUAUCAGGGAGUGAAUUCACAGACGCUGACUUAAAAAAUGAAAAGGAUUCUAUAGAUAAAUAUACUUCAAAAUUCCAACAACUCGAAGCCGAUGACAGUGUAUCUAAAUUAUCGCUAAAGAUCAAAGAAAAGAAUAACGAAAUGGUUCUUCUGGAAAGUGAAUUAGAAAAUUUGCAGGAGCGUAUAAUGAAAAUAAACCAACAAUCUGAUUUAUUUGCAAAAUUAUCUCUUCUAAAAAGAUCUCUGGCUGAAAAGAAAAAGUUACUAUUAGAUACUGAGAACCAAUUCUCGCAAGAUCCAAUAGCUCAGUCCACCAACCUUGUGGAUUCAAAUGAUAUUGGAAUUGAUUUUAACAAGAGUUAUAUUAACAUCCAGAAGUCAAUUGCCCUUAAUAAUAAAGAUACAAAUGAAUUAAAUAAAAAGCACACGGAAGCCUCAAUCAGGUCAACAAACUUACAGAACGAUAUGUUUUCAAAUAAAGAACUAAUUGAAAAGUUAACUAAACAUCUAGAAGAUACCUUACCUGAAGAUUGCCCUAUUGAAGAAUAUGGUGACAUGUUACUAGAAUCAGAGCAAUCCUAUAAAACUGCUUUGGAAAACUUAAAGAUGCAUCAAACUACAUUAGCUUUUAAUAAAAAGGCAUUGGAAAUAGCUGAAAACAAUAAUUGUUGUUAUCUUUGUUCAAGGGCAUUUGAUGAUGAAUCAUUUAAAUCUUCCCUUCUAAAUCAAUUGAAAGAAAGAACAAACGAUGAAUUUGAAGUAACUCUGAAGGAGACUGUCGAAUCUGAGAAAACAUUCUUGGAUCAGUUAAGAAAAUUGGAAAAGGAUAUCAUCACUCUAAAUACAGCUAAAGAUAAAUUGACUGAAUUGACAUCAAAAUCUGAUGAGCAAAGAAAAGUGUGUGAUAAGUUUCACGAUCAAUUAGCGGAGAUAGAAGCUAAGGGGAAUAAUUUAAAAGAAUCCAGAGAUUACUUUGAUACCCAUUUAAAAUCAAAAGUUGAACUAAUUACUAGAUUAAAAACAGAGACUCGAGAUUUACAAGCUGAGGUCGACAUGAUUUCAGAUGAAUUGAAAGUAUUUGGAGGGAUAGAAAAUGGAGUCCAAACAAUUGAAGAGCUCCAGAGUAAACAAAGAACUUACAAUGAUACUUUAAGAACCAGUAGAAAGGAAGUAGUCCAGCUCCAAGAAGAAAGGGAAGCUAAAUCCAACGAACUUUCUUCCUUGAUGAAUCUUAUCAAAGAAAGAAAUAUCAAAAUAUCACAAAUCGAAGCAUCACUGAGAAGGAGAAAAUCAAUCGAGGAAGACUUUAGGACCAAAAGGGAAGAAUAUUCUGAAAUUGCAGGCAGGAUCGAAAAAUUGAAUUCCGAAAUUAUUGAUUUAGAUAAUAAACUUCAAAAAGUUUUGAAGGACUGCAAGUCUGUGGAAGACAAUUUUUCGAGGGAAUCAACUACUAAACAAGAAGAUGUCGAUUCUAUUAACCGCUUUAUACAACAAGUUGAUCAAUAUUCGAGUGCUAUAAGGAAUUAUGAAUCCAAAGGUUCUACUGAACUUGAUAAUUGUAUAAGAGAAUUAUCUUCAGUAAGAAAUAUAAUCGAUUCCUUAAAGGAGAAUGUUGACAGUAAAAACAAGUCAUUAACUGACCAAUGUAGAAUUUUAAAUGAUUCCAAUAAUGAAAAGAAAAAUCUCCUACAGAAUAUUGAAUUAAUUGGUUUAAAGGACAAGUUAUCUCAAAUUGAAGAACAAAUCAGUUCAUUCGAUAUUGAAAAUGCAGAAAAUGAAAGAGAUAAAUAUCAGCAGGAAUCAUUAAAGUUAAGAAAUAUGAUAGAGAAAUUCAGUUCAGAAAAGGCAGGGAAAUUAGGUGAAAUGAAACAAUUACAAAACCAAAUAGAGUCGUUGAACCAACAAUUAAAAAUUGACUAUAAGAAUGUUGAUGACAAUUACCACAAGGGCUGGGUUGAGUUACAAACCAAAUCAUUUGUUACUGAUGAUAUUGAUACUUAUAGUAGAGCACUAGAUAGUGCCAUUAUGAAAUAUCACGGUCUGAAAAUGCAAGAUAUCAAUCGCAUUAUCGAUGAAUUAUGGAAAAAGACAUAUAGUGGAACAGAUGUAGAUUCGAUUCAAAUCCGAUCAGAUGAAGUAGGAAAUUCAACGAAGGGGAAAUCAUAUAAUUACCGUGUUGUUAUGUAUAAGCAAGAUGCGGAAUUAGACAUGAGAGGUAGAUGUUCUGCGGGUCAAAAAGUGUUGGCAUCAAUUAUAAUUAGAUUAGCAUUGUCAGAAACAUUUGGUAUCAAUUGUGGUGUUAUUGCACUUGAUGAACCAACUACCAAUUUAGAUGAAGAAAACAUAGAAAGUUUAGCUAAAUCAUUGAAUAAUAUUAUCCAAUUCAGAAGGAACCAGAAAAAUUUCCAAUUGAUUGUUAUUACUCAUGACGAAAAGUUCUUGAAUCAUAUGAAUGCUGCACAAUUUACUGACCACUUCUUCAAAGUGAAGAGAGACGAGAGACAAAAAUCAUUAAUAGAAUGGGUAGAUAUUAAUAGAGUAUCGGAAUGA
Vanderwaltozyma polyspora DSM 70294 is the source of this 3918-nucleotide messenger RNA. RefSeq names its product MRX complex DNA-binding subunit (gene RAD50). Lineage: Eukaryota; Fungi; Ascomycota; Saccharomycetes; Saccharomycetales; Saccharomycetaceae. Gene Ontology annotation, biological process: telomere maintenance via telomerase; telomere maintenance via recombination; chromosome organization involved in meiotic cell cycle. Gene Ontology annotation, molecular function: ATP hydrolysis activity; double-stranded telomeric DNA binding; single-stranded telomeric DNA binding. The transcript has a single exon. The record is from RefSeq and is a predicted model, not a curated record. Gene Ontology annotation, cellular component: Mre11 complex; nucleus; condensed nuclear chromosome. The coding region runs from base 1 to 3918 and encodes 1305 amino acids.